UUCCCAAGGGGGCACCUGCUGAUGUAAAAUUCGAGCUGGGGAGCCAUGACGACGCAUAUCUCAGCAGCCAGCAAGGAGGAUGGUGUCCUGUGCCUGCUGCGUGCUUCAUUCUAUUCGUGUGAACCUGCAUAUCAUGUAUCAUGAGAUGCGUGAGAUGCAGCGGAAUUGACUGGAUGGGUACACGGCUCUGAGAGCUCCUCUCAGGCUCUUAGCCUAUAUAGGUCUACCUCAGUACGUGGUUUGAUUCGGUAUACCCUAGAAUGCGAACGCCGCAUAACAGAAUCGUUUUUCUCCGUUUCCAACCACGUUUCCUCAACUGGUAACGCAUCCAGUGAUCCUUGUAACUACUAGUAGUUGAUUACCCGUCGACGUGUCCUGUUUCCGCGUCACGUCUUUGUACCUCCCGCUAGAAGAAGGAAGUUGAGCCAUCAGGUGAGGCUUGAGCGUGGAUCACGGGACUCGUUAGGCUGGAACAAGGUAGAGUAUGGUACCCGUUAGAAGUAGAUUCUAGUAGCCGUUAUAAGUGGAGUCUAGCCGUUUGCGGAAAGAGAGAGAGAGGUACAACCAAUUGUCGGAAGGGGGAAUUUUCUGUGGCGUAGCGUCUUGGUGACACUUGAGUCGACUCAAAAGUCACCCCAGCGGCUUCAGCGCCUGGGUGAUUCUCGCAGGGGAGCGCGAUGCCGCCGAAGACGUCGCAGGAAAUUCAGGCGGAGAGUCUGAAGCAGAAAGGCAAUGAGUACUUCAAGAAAGGGUUUCUCGGAGCAGCUAUAGACGCGUACACGGAGGCCAUCGCCUUUUCCCCGGGCGUGGCAAUCUACUGGACCAACCGAGCUCUGUGCCACAGACGAAAAAGUGAUUGGCCGAGAGUGGAGAAUGACUGCACAAAGGCUUUGGAGCUGGACAGAAAUUCCGUCAAGGCGCGGUUCCUUCUGGGCCUUGCUCUGGCGGAGCUGAGCCGAUUCUCAGAGGCCAUCAGAGAGCUGGAGAAGGCACUUGAGGCGCUACGCAACGACACACGGCUGGUGCGCAGUGACAAUCUGGACGACAUCUGGAGGGUGCUGGCUGCCGCCAAGUACCGGCAGUGGGAGGAGGAGGCGCGGGCGAGGAGAGAGAAGCAGCAAGCGCUAGGGGAGGAGCUGAAGCUGCUGAUGAAGAAUCGUCUGUUCCAGCAAGUGGCUCAGCUUCUAGGAAAGGAGGGCGCUUUGAAUGGUUCGGCCACAGUGGACGUCAAUGCCCUCGGCAGCACAGCAGGCUUGGAUGCAGUGAAAUCGCAGCAGGUGCAGUCACUGGUGCAGCAGUACCAGGAGCGGCUCAAUACUCUGGAGAACGUGUUUGACAAGGCUGGAGCGCCAGACAGACCGGCUGAGAUCCCUGACUUCCUGUGCUGCAAGAUCACCAUGGACAUUUUCAAGGACCCCGUCAUCACUCCCAGUGGCGUGACGUACGAGCGAGCAGUGCUUGUGGACCAUCUCAACUCCGGAAAGCAUUUUGACCCCGUGACAAGGGCCAAAUUGACUCCAGAGCAGCUGGUGCCUAACCUUGCACUGAGAGAAACGGUACAACACUUUCUAGAUGACCAUGGGUGGGCAUACAACCCACAUUGAGAAAAGCAAGUAAUACUUCGGAAGUAGUUAACAGUUAACGUCUCUCCCAUGUAGGUACCAAGAAAUAUAGCCUUGUCAUUUGCCUUAUUGUUGGAUGUGAAAUGGCUGUAGAUGGCAAAUCAAUAAUGUGAAAUAGAUUUGAGCCGUGUGGAGAUGUGCUAUUUGCGUGGGGCUGUGAACUAAGGGCCAUGUGGCAUGUGAAUUUAC
This is a messenger RNA of Closterium sp. NIES-67, 1811 nucleotides long. The record is from the annotation of a GenBank genome assembly. Lineage: Eukaryota; Viridiplantae; Streptophyta; Zygnematophyceae; Desmidiales; Closteriaceae.